GAUCGUUAAAUUUCAUUGUUGUUUCCUUUUAGGUGCAUUGUGCUUCCAUAAGCUAAAUAAAAUAUAUGGCUCCGCCACAACCACUGGUUUUCACGGUGAGGAGGCGGACGCGGGAGAUUGUUUCUCCGGCGGGGCCGACACCGAGAGAGAUCAAAUAUCUCUCGGACAUCGACGACCAAGAAGGGUGUAGGUUGCAGAUUCCAGUUAUCCAGUUCUACCGGAGAGACGAGACCAAGCACGGGAAAGGCCACCCGGCGAAAGUUAUCCGGGAAGCACUGGCGAAAGCUCUCGUGUUUUAUUACCCCAUGGCGGGAAGGCUGCGGGAGGGCCCCGGCCGGAAACUAAUGGUGGAUUGCACCGGGGAGGGGGUCGUUUUUAUCGAGGCGGAAGCUGACGUGGCGUUGGCGGAUUUCGGAGACGCACUUCACCCUCCAUUUCCGUCAUGUUGGGAAGAGCUUCUUUAUAAUGUUCCCGGCUCCGGCGGUGUUCUCAACUGCCCUUUGCUUCUCAUUCAGGUCACUCGCUUGAGUUGCGGUGGGUACACCUUUGCAGUGCGUUUGAACCACACAAUGAGCGACGCGUCAGGUCUGGUCCAGUUCAUGACCGCCGUUGCGGAAAUAGCGCGCGGCGCUCGGGAACCGUCCGUGAUGCCGGUGUGGCAGAGGGAAUUGCUGGACGCCCCGAAACCUCCGCGCCUGAUGCCCACGCACGCUCACCGCGAGUACGAUCAAUUUCCAGAUUCCAAGGGGACCGUUCUCGCCUGCCCUGACAACAUGGCGGAGCGUUCCUUCUUCUUCGGGGAGGCAGAGAUAACCGCUCUCCGGCGGCUGCUCCCCGUCCACUUACGGCAGUGCACCACCUUCGACGUGCUCACGGCGUGCCUGUGGCGGUGCCGCACCGUCGCCCUCCGACCCGACCCGGACGAGGAGGUGCGUCUUAUCUGCGUAGUGGACGCCCGGUCCAGAUUCAAUCCCCCCUUACCUCCGGGGUACUACGGCAACGCGGUGGGCUUACCGGCGGCGGUGGCCGCCGCCGGGGAUCUGACGAAGAAGCCACUGGGAUACGCGGUGGAGGUGGUCAGGAAGACCAAAGCGGUGGUGGGCGAAGAGUACAUGAGGUCGGUGGCGGAGCUGAUGGUGGCCAAGGGGCGGCCGCGUUACACGGUGGUGAGGACUUACAUGGUUUCCGACCUGAAGAGGGCCGGGUUCGGUGAGGUGGAUUUCGGGUGGGGCAAACCGGUUUACGGCGGGCCGGUUGCCAUCCGGGACGUUUCUAGCUACCUGAUACCAUCCAAGAAUGGAACAGUGGUUCCGGUUCGCUUGCCGGCCUCUGCAAUGGAAACAUUCGUGAAAGAAGUUGAUAAUAUGAUCAAGGGACGUUAUGAUCGAAUCAAUUCUCCUCUUUGAUUUUAACGAUUUCUUAUUCCCAAUUCACAAUAAUUGGAAUCAUGUCACUUUGAACUUAAUCUUUAUCAUAAGACAUUAACUCUCAAUGUUUGAAGAGAUUAAAAAAAUGUGUAAGGUACCACAUGUUUGUAUUUGAAAUUAUUCUCUGUGUUAUAAAUAUGACUGUAAAUU
Cuscuta campestris is the source of this 1577-nucleotide messenger RNA. Lineage: Eukaryota; Viridiplantae; Streptophyta; Magnoliopsida; Solanales; Convolvulaceae. The record is from the annotation of a GenBank genome assembly.